This is a messenger RNA of Galleria mellonella (greater wax moth), 1195 nucleotides long. It is a transcript of the gene Surf1, whose product is annotated as surfeit locus protein 1. The record is from RefSeq and is a predicted model, not a curated record. NCBI's taxonomy places the organism in Eukaryota, Metazoa, Arthropoda, Insecta, Lepidoptera, Pyralidae. Gene Ontology annotation, cellular component: membrane; mitochondrion. The transcript has 5 exons. Bases 180 to 1085 code for a protein of 301 amino acids. Gene Ontology annotation, biological process: mitochondrial respiratory chain complex IV assembly.
CAGCAUCACUGUCAUUUUUUAUGAGAAACCGAAAAAGUCCCAAGUGGUGCUUUUUAUUUGCGUGUUUAAUUAAUUUGAAAUAAUUGAUUAUAUUAUUUUGUGUUUAUAAAAAGUACAGUUCUUUUGUAAUUAGUCAUCGGCAUUCAUUCAUGCUUUAACCAAACUGUAUUUAAUUUAAAAUGUCGGUAAUGAUUAGAAACUUAUGUAAAGUAUCCCAAAAUUUUGGAGUAUUACAUACUCUAAGUAACAAUAGUCCCAAGAAUGUUUUUAUACAGAAAAUAAGAAGAUCAAAUACGGAUGUGGCUAAUUUGUUGAAGUCACAAAGAUUAAAAAAGAAAAAAGAAUCAACGGAAGUGUUGAAAUGGAUAUUGAUGAUGAUUCCAGUGACCUCAUUUAGCUUGGGUUGCUGGCAGGUGUACCGAUUGCAGUGGAAAUUGCAGCUCAUAGAUAUUAUGCAGGCAAAGACCAAUGCUAAUCCAGUCAACAUGCCGAUGGAUUUUGAAAUGUUGCAACAAAUGGAGUAUAUGCCAGUAAAAGUACGGGGCGAGUUUUUACAUGAUAAAGAAUUUUGUAUUGGACCUAGAGCACUAAUUGAAAAUGAUGAACUCCUAUCACGCUCUAAUUCACUAGUUUCAGACCCCAAGAAGAAUCAGGGCUGGUUGGUUGUCACACCCUUUAAACUGGAGGAAAACGGGGAAAUAAUAUUAGUUAAUCGGGGAUGGAUACCCCAAAGUCAAAAGCCAAAGGAGAAGCGGCUUUCAUCAUUUAUCAAAGGUCCUGUGGAACUAGUUGGUGUUGUACGAUUGACAGAAAAGCGCCCACCUUUUAUGCCUAAAAAUAAUCCACAAAAAGCUGCUUGGUAUACUAGAGAUUUGGAACAAAUGAGCAGUCACAUUGGAUGUUCACCAGUGUGGUUAGAUGCUCGAGGCGUACCUGAUCCGCCACCAGGCUGGCCUAUUCCUAAUCAAACUAGGGUUAACCUAAGAAAUGAACAUUUAUCAUACAUUGUUACUUGGUACUCCCUUUGUGGUUUGACUGGGUUUAUGUGGCAUCGUUACUUUAUCAGGAAGUUGCCAUUGUUAUAAUGUAUAAAUAGUGAUCAUUAAUAUUUAAAUGUGACUCUCAAUUUUAACUUAUUAAAUGAAAUUGUUUAAAAUGUAUAUAUAAAUAUUAUAAUACAGAUAUGUUAAGCAUG